Lipotes vexillifer (Yangtze River dolphin) is the source of this 2385-nucleotide messenger RNA. It is a transcript of the gene C2CD2, whose product is annotated as C2 calcium dependent domain containing 2. The coding region runs from base 131 to 2236 and encodes 701 amino acids. Lineage: Eukaryota; Metazoa; Chordata; Mammalia; Artiodactyla; Lipotidae. The record is from RefSeq and is a predicted model, not a curated record. The transcript is spliced from 14 exons.
CCCUCCCCGCCCCCCGCGAGCCCCGGCCGGCCGUGAGCUGAUGUCCUGAGCUCGCCGCCCGCGGGCUGUGCGCCCGGCCAGGGGCUGCCUGGGAAGUUGGGGCGAGGCGCGCCGGCUAUGCGCCAUCACCAUGUCCCGCCUGGACUCGUGGCUCGGUGAGGUCCAGUGGCUGGGCUUGGUGGCGCUCUUCGUCGUGGCUUUGGGCACUGUGGGCCUGUACCUGGCGCAGUGGGCGCUGGCCAGGGCGCGACCCCGCUCCCCGAGGCGGGCGGCGGAGCCCGGCGAGGGCCAGCGCCCCGAGCCGGAUGCGCUGCUCGCCUGGAUCGUGACGCUGAGCAUCUGGAGGAAGCAGUGGCAGGCCGCCUGGGUGGCCGCCCUGAACGAUGAGGCCAAACGGAGAGCGGGCCCGCCACUCCUCUGCUUCCAGGAGGACCCGCUGCAGCAGCCCCUGGAGCUGGCCAUGGGACAGGUGUCCAGCGUGGCCCAGUCAGCCCAGGAGAAGGUGGUGUUUUGUCACGUGGUGGGCGAGACCAUCCAGUUCCUGGUCAGCGUGGGGCUACCCUCGUCCGAGGACACGGGGCGCCCGCUCUACAGUGUGCGGCUCUCCCCGCUUCAUCUGCAGCUGGAGCUCCACAUGAAGGAGAAGAGAGAAGACAUUCGGAUCAAGUGGUCCUUCAUCAGCGCGCCGGAGAUGGCCAUUACGGUCCAGCCCAAAGCACCGGGGGAGGACCAGGCGGUUGGGGCAGAUGCAGUCUCUGAAAGUCUCAAGGAUAUUGUGAAGCAACUGGUUAGCUCUGCGUCCCCAUCAGCAGUUCUGAGCACAAAGCCUACGGAUGUGAGGGGAGUUCAGCAUCUGCAGUGCACUCCAUCUACUCAGGAAUCCUGCCCCCCCAAACCUCCAAGGGCUCAUGAGCUCAAACUAUUGGUGAAGAAUAUUCGAGCCUCGCUGCUGAGCCAUCCUGGUGCUUCAGGCAACAUUAACCCAGUGUGCGUAGUUCAGCUGAAUGAUCCCAUCCAGAAGUUCUCCAGCACCCUCUCGAAAAACACUACCACCCUCACCUGGGAAGAAGAAUUCACCUUUGAGUUGAAUGCCAAGUCGAGGGAGUUGCACCUGCAGAUUUCAGAGGAUGGGCAAUCCUCAGAAGCUCUGUUGGCGAUGACCACUGUCCCCUUGGAUUUGUUCAAGAAGCAGCCUUCUGGGCCACAGAGCUUUACGCUGACCAGCAGGGCCUCCUCAGGCAGCUCAGCAUUGGGUUCGGUCACUGCAGAGUUCUCUUACAUCGAACCCGGUGAAGCGAAAUCCUGGCAAAUGCCUCCAUCUGUUCCUGCUGCAAAGAUAGAAAAAGACCGCACGGUGAUGCCGUGCGGGACCGUGGUCACUACUGUCACUGCCGUGAAAACCAAGCCUCGCUUCGAUGCAGGGAGGGCGUCCCCGCUGAGCUCCGAAUCUCCCCUGAGAACACCUGUCAAGGUGAAGGUCAUCGAGAAGGACAUCUCCAUCCAGGCCAUCUCCUGCCACGGCGCCCCCGUCAGCAAGAUGUUCUCUUCCUCAGAUACAGAGCUACUGGUGCUGAGCGGUGCCGACCCGGUGGCCGAAGUCGCCAUCCGACAGCUCAGCGAGUCCUCGAAGCUGAAGCUCAAAUCCCCGCGGACGAAGAGCACGAUCGUCAUAUCUGGGGUCUCCAAGACCUCACUAUGUCAGGACAACGACGCCUCCCUGAUGCUGGACUACGCAGCCUCCAUGGACAGCACCUGCCAGAAGGAUGCCUUGGACCAGCCAGGGGCGUCUGUGGCCCCUGCCCCACCCGAGGGGGGGAAGGAGACCCCAGCAGGGGCCCGGCUGGCCCUGGAGCCCCAGGAGACUGAGCUGGAUUCCUGGGACUUGGAAGAGGAGCCACCGGCCGGGGCCAGUGCCUGGGGUGGCCAGGCCCUGCGGGACCCUGCUGGGGAUGAGCUGUCGGAGCACUCCCUGAGUGUGUCUGAGCUGGAGCCGGGCACUUCCCAGAAGCGUAAAGGAGGGAUUUUAAGGAAGGGCGCGAAGCUGUUCUUCCGCCGGCGGCACCAGCAGAAAGACCCCGGCCUGAGCCAGUCCCACAACGACCUGGUGUUCCUGCAGCAGCCGGCAGGGCCGCGGAGGAAGGGGGCGACGCUUGCCCGGUUCCUGAACAAGAAGCUGCUCUCCAGACACCGGGGCCAGAGCACCGCGAACGGCGCCCCCCUGGACCCCCGCCCGUAGGCCGGCACGCCUCCUUCCCCGCGAUGCUGCAGACGUGGACCCUCCGUAGCCACCCGCCAGGACACAGCCAGAGGGCCCGUGAGUUGUGGACGGCCUCCCUGUCCCCAGUCUAGCUGGGGUUUUUUCCAACAAUUUCAUCUUUUAAAGGG